GGGGCGGCUGAGAAGGGAGAAUGGCGGAGGCUGGGGCUCAGGAGUAUGGAAGAAAGCGUGGGUGGUUGGCUGUGCGUGGACUCUCAGAGCACCCUUACCCUUAGCGUAGAUCUGGACCCAAGGCCCGGUGGCUAAUAAAUACUUAAUUGGGAAAUUAAUUAGGAAAGAAGGAAUGGUUUAAUUUUCAUGCUCCUAAGAAAGUGAAAUGUCAGUGCCUGAUUCUAAUACCUUGUGAUCGAGACCUUCAUCUUUCCAGUCUGGGAGGUAGCUGGGCGAACAUUCUUCAAAUGAGACCUGCGAGGUUUUCCUGCGCCCGUUUGAACCACCUACAGGGCUGGGGAGAGACGCUAGAGCCCUGGUUCCUGGGGUAUUGACGCUCCAGCACUGGGGUGCUGCUGUCCGGAGAGCCCAUGGUGAUGCAGCUAAUAGUCGCUAUGGUACCUUCAAGUCCAAACACCACCCAGGAAAGGAGGUGGGAGGACGAGAUCUGGAUCCAUCGAUCCCCUUUUUCUCUCAGUGCGUUGAGAUGAUGUCAUAUGGAUGGCAUUUAGGUAGCUCCACGAUUGAUUUUUCCCAGACUUGCAUUCUACUUAAUUACAAAGGGCUUGAGCCAGUGACAGUCCAGGAAUGGGUGAACUACCUAUCUCCCACCACCAGCAGCACUAGGGCCAAGUUACCCUCUAUGGAAUCCACAUUUGUAUUGAACUAUGGCUGGCACAGUGCUCGGAGUGGGGGCUGGCGUGUUCAUCUUAGCCCUGCUCUGGGUGUUAGUGCUGCUGCUGUGUGUGCUGCUGUCCAGAGCGUCCGGUGUAGCGAGGUUCUCUGUCAUUUUUGUAUUCCUCGGUGCUCUGAUCAUCACAUCAGUUCUGCUGGUCUUCCCUCGAGCCAGUGAAGUCCCAGCCCCAGAGGUCGAAAUGAAGAUUGUGGAUUCCUUUUUCAUUGGCCGCUAUGUCCUGCUGGCUUUCCUCACUGCUGUCUUCCUUGGAGGCCUCUUUUUGGUUCUCAUUCAUCAUAUCCUGGAGCCAAUCUAUGCCAAACCACUGCGGUCCUACUGAGCACUAUUCAAGAAAGCCAAGACCUGUUCUGUCCUUCGCUUUUGAUGUCAUUAAUGAGCAGAAAGGUACUGUUCAGAGCCUUGUUUUGACAGCCUUCAUGCCUUAAGAUCAGAGAAAUAUCCAUUCAUGACUAGGAUAAAUCUCUUGAAUCCUGGAUUCCAAAAAUGGGGUUGCAAAAUUGGCCCUGCAGAGGCGAUUCUCACCAUCUUCCGAGGGAUACUGCUAUCUUCUUAGCACUUGUUCCUCAGGUUUUCUGUUUUGACAGGGAAAUAAAGAUAGUGAUGUGCUUCUGGUAGAUUUUCAAUCAAGACAUCAUUAAGUGGAUUUUGGGAAAAGGAGCACUUUGGCUUCCCCUGUCCAGUAGACAGAAGAAUCUCAUCCUUUUGAUAAUACACAAGAUUCUUAGUUACAAGGUUGGGAUCAUUUGGAAAGGAAAGGCACUCCAAGUUCGAAAGCUUAUUUUAAUGUGAUGAGUUGGAAGACUUACCCAGAUGUUGGUUGUUGACCAGUGUGCAUAUGGUGUCACAGAAUCUAUACAAGCAAUGGGUGUCAUUUCUCUCUGCUAUAAUAAAGCAAUAAACAACCGAAGGACCGACUUUCA
This is a messenger RNA of Panthera uncia (snow leopard), 1656 nucleotides long. RefSeq names its product transmembrane protein 218 (gene TMEM218). The transcript is spliced from 5 exons. The record is from RefSeq and is a predicted model, not a curated record. The coding region runs from base 708 to 1055 and encodes 115 amino acids. NCBI's taxonomy places the organism in Eukaryota, Metazoa, Chordata, Mammalia, Carnivora, Felidae.